AUGGCUGAAAACGAAUCAUCGAAUUGUAAAAUUGAACAAAAUGUUUGGCAAGAAUUACGACGAACAAUGGGAUGCUUAUCAGAUCAACCAUUUCAAAUCGUGUUUAUCAAAGGAAAUGCGAAUAACAACGAUUAUUUUAUACCACGAAGUGAAAUUACACAAUCGGAAAAUAUCAGUCAACCGGAUUUGACAUCAUCGUCUCUUCUGAGAACAGCUAGUGAUGGAUUUGGAGGAAGUCAUCAAAAUAUUAGUGAUUUGAAUAAAAUAUUAGAAUCACCGGUGAAAAUUCCAUUAUGCAGUCGAGAAAAACAUCUUCAAAAUAGUAAUAUUGCAGAACUUAAUAAUAUCUUUAAUUCCGAUACAAGAAAGACAAUAGAAUUGUCAACAAAUUGCAAGGAAAUAAUUCAUAGAGAGCUUACAUUUUGGCAUGAUCGUAUACAGUAUGAAAUGAAACAGGCAGAUGAAAUAAUAGCAAAUUUAUAUGCAAGAGUGGAACAAAUAAAAGGACUUAAUCGAGAGCUUCGCGAUCUUUUAACAUAUUUUAGUGAUGAUACGGAUAGUUCAGUAACAUCAUCAACAUCUUAG
Messenger RNA from Cercopithifilaria johnstoni, 585 nucleotides. The record is from the annotation of a GenBank genome assembly. Lineage: Eukaryota; Metazoa; Nematoda; Chromadorea; Rhabditida; Onchocercidae.